Messenger RNA from Schistocerca americana (American grasshopper), 1514 nucleotides. RefSeq names its product proteasomal ATPase-associated factor 1-like. The coding region runs from base 146 to 1378 and encodes 410 amino acids. The record is from RefSeq and is a predicted model, not a curated record. The transcript has a single exon. Gene Ontology annotation, molecular function: protein binding. NCBI's taxonomy places the organism in Eukaryota, Metazoa, Arthropoda, Insecta, Orthoptera, Acrididae.
GCAACUGUGUACCGUGACUAUGUUUUCAUUUGGCGGUUGGUAGGUUGUACCAGCCAGUGUGUUUGGUGUGUGUAUAUGAAUACUGAAUAGCAUAAAUAAACUGAACUGGUGUAGUUUGUGGAGGUAUUGACGUAAACUUCUUAUAAUGCCAGCGAAUAGGAAAAUACCACAUAUUGCUAUACAAAAUGAUUGGAACAUUGCCUUGCAAAAUGAAAAUGGUACUGCAUGGUGUAGUUUCAAAUACAUUGGGGAAACUAGCGUACAGUGUACGAUUAAAAACGUAGGAAGGGAUGGGAAAGCAUUUGAAGUUACGCCUAAUGAACUCUCCGUUAAUAGGAUAUCUGCUACUGUAAUUCAGGUAACCCAUCCUGAAUCUAACACCGUGUGUUUCUUCAAAUCUCCUGACUCAGAGUUCUUGAACAUUCACAAGAAGAGCGUUGUUUCAUUAGAUGUUUCUCCUGGCGGUUUGGGCGUCUCCGUUUGUACAGAAAACAAGUUACUCGUUUGGGAGACAAGCACGGGAGAUGUAAGGCGUGUGCUGGAAGGUCAUGCAGGAGAUGUUUAUAAGUGUGCGUUGUUUCCUUCAGGAAUUGUCGUUCUCUCGGGCGGUGCUGACAUGGUGUUGAAAAUUUGGUCUGCAGAGACUGGACAGUGCCCUGUGACCCUGCGUGGACACACAGCAGCAGUGACAGACUUCUGCAUCGUCGACAAAGGAAAGAACAUUAUUUCUGUUUCGAAAGAUGGCACGGCGAAGCUCUGGAGCUGUGGACAAGCAGCAUGUCUUGGUACGGUUGUCAAGUUGGAUGGAGACAUAAAUUGCUGCAAUAUUUCGGUCGCAGAGGAGGGCUUGGACCUUGGAGAACGCACUGAUCCGUUGCAGGAACAUGAAGUUGGUACACAAAAUAAGAUUUUAUUGGUUGGAUGUGAAAGUGGCAUUGUUUGCUGCGUUUCAGUUUAUAGUAAGAAGAAAUUUUUCUCGGUUAAAAGCCCAUCUGCCGUAAAUAGCGUUAAAUUUCAUACAAAAAGUAAUGUCUUAGUUGGGUGCCAGGAUGGCAGCAUUCACCUUUACAACUUAAAAACAUCAGAAUGUAUCCUGACAUUAAUGGAAUCGUGUAGCCCUGUCCUCAGUCUGUUGACUCUUGAUAGUGGUGCUGUAUUUGUUGGCAGGGCAGAUGGCACAUGCAUAUGCUACAGGAGUGUUGCACAAGACAAUGAAUCUACUGCCAGAAGACUUCAGUUUACUGGUUCUGACUUUGAUCCUAUAUAUGGCAUUUGUUCUGAUGGCAAAAAAAUAUACACUGCUUGUCGUGAUGGUGUUAUUAGAAGUUAUAAACUUACAGGUGAAUUGGACAUGAUGUUUAAAAGUACUUAUACAUGAUAACAAUUCCUGCAAUCAUUAUAUGUUUGUUAAGUGUGUGGCUUUACUGCACUUACCUGCCUUGCAGGCUUGCCUGUUAACUUGACAGCUGCUAUUCUAAUUUUGAAGAAAAUAAUUAAAAGCUUUUAUAAUGGUG